AUGGGUCUUUUCCCAUGCCGUUGGAUUGCAUUUUUCUUCUUCACAAUCAGCGAACUUCAGUUAGUAUCCUAUGGAGUUCUUUACAAACAACUUAAAGUUAGAAUCCCGGGGGACAUUAUGAUUGGUGCUCUAUUUCCUAUCCACGAACAGCCGACGGUGGUGACAGCUUUCUCCAGACAGUGUGGAAGCAUUCGAGAGCAAUAUGGAAUUCAUCGAAUAGAAGUGCUUAUACGGACUAUUCAGGAGAUUAAUGAAAAUGAGAACAUCCUACCGGGAAUUAAAAUAGGUGUGGAUGCAAGAGAUAGUUGUUGGUAUGGACCUGUUGCUUUGGAGCGGUGUAUGGACUUUAUACGAAAUGCCUUUUUAUACAAGGAAUACUCAGAUUGCAUGAAAAUGAAAAAUGGAUCUAACGAGAAGUGUUUGCCUAAAGGCGUUGAUUCUAGCAAUAUUGAAACUCCUAUUGCUGCGCUCAUUGGACCUGGUUCCAGUGAGAUGACUAAGCAGGUUCAUCAAGUUCUUCAAAUUUUUCAAAUUCCACAAAUUGGAUACUCUGCUACUGCUGCAGAUUUGAGUAAUAGGGCGGAAUAUAAGUACUUCUUGAGAGUUGUACCAUCCGAUAAUCUACAAGUUGAAGUUAUUGCCUCGAUUCUGCAGAAAUAUGGUUGGACCUAUGUAACCCUGCUUAGUUCAAUUGGAAUUUAUGGUGAACGUGGUACAGCCCUUCUGAAAAUUCGCAUGAACGCGGCUGGAAUAUGCUCGGAAACAGAACACAGUAUAGAUAACAAAGAAACGGAUGAAGCCUUCCUAAAGCUUGCUGAUGACAUCUUCAAUCCACAGCGAAAAGCGAAAGUGGUAAUCUGCUUCUGCCAGGGUGAAACCGUUGGGGGCCUGCUGAAGGCAAUGGAUACUCUGAAUCUCCAUGGAAUGGGUUACACUCUCAUAGGAACUGAUGGAUGGUCGGAUAGGCUGGACAUCUUGGGGCCGGUAAUUAACCAAACGACAGGAGAGCAAGCUUACAGUAGAAUUGCACGCGGCAGUUUCUCUAUCAAGAUCCACUCUCCCGAAGUGAAGGACUUUAACGAGUACUUCACAAGUCUAACACCUCAAACUCAUCACUCUAUCAAUCCGUGGUUUACGGAGUUCUGGGAACAGAAAUUCAACUGUCGAAUUAAUUCCACAGCACAUGACAAACGAAGACAAUGCACUGGGCAAGAAAGCAUGAAGGACUUUCCAUUCCACCAAGACAACAAACUCUCUCUCCUCCGUUUGGCUAUUUACGUACUCACCCUGGCACUUCAUCAAGUUCAAGAAAUCGUCUGCGGUGUUGGACGUCCGGGAGUCUGUCCUGGACUCCUGCCAGUGAAUGGAACUCUUCUUUGGCAAGAGCUGUUAAAGGUGACUUAUACAGAUCGGAAUAAUGAUAAAAUCUCCUUUGAUGAAAAUGGGGAUCCACCAGCAAACUACGAUCUCAUGAACUACCAGUUUACGGUAGAUGAGGAUGGAAAAAGCGUCUACAAAUACGUUGAAAUUGGAAAGUGGAAAGAGGGUAGACUGGAAACAAUUGAUCUAGACCACAUUCAGUUUCACAAUGAAUUCGAAAAUGCCUCCGGACCCGUAAAUUCCUAUUGCAGUGCACCUUGUGGACCAUGGGAAGCAAAGAUAGUGAAGAGCAAGUCAAAGGCUUGUUGUUGGAUAUGUCAACCCUGCAAGGCAAAUGAAUGGAAGACGCCGAAUGAGUUAUGUGAACCUUGCGAACUCGGAUUCAAACCAAACAUAAAUAAGACCGGUUGUGAACCGAUCAUUCCCUACUACACCCACUGGACUGAUCCCACAUGCCUAACUGGCAUAACCUUUGCUUGUGUGGGUGGAAUUUUGACAUUUAUCAUACUCAUCAUAUUCAUUAUUCAUCGAGACACCGCGGUGGUAAAAGUCUCCACACGCGAACUCAUGUGGAUUAUUCUGUUGGCCAUGCUGUUGGCUCACGCUUCUGUUUCGACAAUCCUCCUUCGGCCAUCUGUGACCACAUGUGCACUGCAGCGUUCGCUUCCAGCGCUAGCCUUCACGGCCAUAUAUGGAGCUUUGGUCACAAAGACGAAUAGAAUAGCGAGGAUUUUGGAGGGCUCAAAAAGAAUUCUAUUGAAGAAGAAGCGAUUUCUCUCCACUUCUGCACAGUUGGUGAUUACUGGCUAUUAUUACAAAAAUGCUACGGUCAACAGUGAUUACCACGUUGCUUUCUUUACUGGGUCACAUCAGCUACUGGAGCACAUUUCUGCUCACACUGACACCCUGAAAUGCGUUGUCGAGAAAACAGAACUGGAAUUCCACUUCCGACAUACUACUGUCACAGGAUUCCUAUUCAAAGAGAUCUGUUGUUAUCUCUUUAAAGUGCAAGUAUUUGAUUUUUCAUCGGUAGCCUGUGCUACCUACUUUCUCUUUGGUUCUUCUUCUAUGUCUUUUGCCAGUGUAGAUAGAUGUCAUCGUAUCACCCGCGUCUACUUUCCAAACCGCUUCCUUCAUGACAUGAAACACACUUCUCUAAAGAGAUGUAUGUAG
This is a messenger RNA of Rodentolepis nana, 2553 nucleotides long. The record is from the annotation of a GenBank genome assembly. Lineage: Eukaryota; Metazoa; Platyhelminthes; Cestoda; Cyclophyllidea; Hymenolepididae.